Spinacia oleracea (spinach) is the source of this 931-nucleotide messenger RNA. Its product is annotated as 12-oxophytodienoate reductase 1-like. Gene Ontology annotation, molecular function: oxidoreductase activity; FMN binding. The transcript has 3 exons. The coding region runs from base 230 to 931 and encodes 233 amino acids. NCBI's taxonomy places the organism in Eukaryota, Viridiplantae, Streptophyta, Magnoliopsida, Caryophyllales, Amaranthaceae. The record is from RefSeq and is a predicted model, not a curated record.
UGCAUUUUAUAUUAAUUGAAUUUUAGCUAGAUUAUAAUAUUUUGUGUUUCAUGUAAUUUUUCUUUGUAUCACUUAUUUGAGUGUUUUUUAACCCUUUUUGCUUAAUUUUCCGUGGAUUGUGCCAACCAAAAAUUUCUUAUUGCAAUUUGCAACAGGUUUCCAGCCAAAUGGCCAAGCUCCAAUCUCUUGCACAGAUAAGCCAUUAACACCACAAAUUCUGUCCGAUGCUAUGACUGCGGAGUUCUCAACCCCGAGACGACUAACAACAGAAGAGAUACCUUCCGUUGUGAAUGAUUUCCGACUUGCUGCUAGGAAUGCCAUAGAAGCUGGUAAAUUUCUGUUUGAUGGUGUUGAACUACAUGGAGCACAUGGGUAUCUUAUCGUUCAGUUUAUGAAAGAUCAAGUAAAUGACAGAACAGACCACUAUGGUGGAUCUUUAGAGAAUCGUUGUAGAUUUGCUCUGGAAGUAGUCGAAGCAGUUGCAAAUGAGAUUGGUGCAGAUAGAGUUGGGUUUCGUAUUUCUCCCUUUGCGAAUUAUCUAGAAUCAGGAGACUCAAAUCCAGAAGCUUUGGGCCUUUACAUGGCUGAAUCCCUCAGCAAACAUGGAAUUCUGUUUUGCCAUGCAGUUGAACCUAGGAUGAUAACUGCCGGAGAGAAGAAGGAAUGUCAUCAUAGUUUACUUCCCAUGAGAAAAGCUUUCAAUGGUAGUUUCAUUGUUGCGGGAGGUUAUGACAGGGAAGAUGGGAAUAAAGCUGUGAUGAAUGGUUACACUGAUCUUGUAGCUUAUGGUCGCUUGUUUUUGGCGAAUCCUGAUUUGCCUAGAAGAUUUGAGCUUAAUGCGCCUUUGAAUGAGUAUCAUAGAGAAACAUUUUACACAUCUGAUCCUGUUGUUGGCUACACUGAUUAUCCGUUCCUUGAAUAUGCAAUGUGA